Molecule: messenger RNA, 372 nt
Organism: Neoarthrinium moseri
Lineage: Eukaryota; Fungi; Ascomycota; Sordariomycetes; Amphisphaeriales; Apiosporaceae
Exons: 4
Coding region: 1-372 (123 amino acids)
Source: RefSeq, a predicted model, not a curated record
AUGGCCCAUACCGCCAAUUUCACCACUGUUCUCCGAGAACAAGCCACCCAGUGCGGCGCUGCGAUGCCGAUUCCAGUAGACGACACAAUGCGAGAAAUGCUCGGCUUGCUUCAGCAGCAGACCCAAUCAAGCUGGCUGAGUGCUUUUUCGUCCGCUGUCUCGGCGUUGGCUGUGCUUACGGCUCUCGGAGCCCCACUGCUGUUGGAAUGGGUGGGUAGAAAGAAGAAGGCAAAGCUCGAGAAGGCCAAGGCCGAGAUGGACGCCCUCCAAAAGCGGACGGAAACCUUGGACCACAAUCUGCAGCGCGAGAGGGAGUGGCGCUUGGUGCUGGAGAAUCGCGUGCUGGUCCUCGAGGGAGUGGCCAGGAAAUAA